Molecule: messenger RNA, 2487 nt
Organism: Otolemur garnettii (small-eared galago)
Lineage: Eukaryota; Metazoa; Chordata; Mammalia; Primates; Galagidae
Gene: FSCN2
Product: fascin actin-bundling protein 2, retinal
Exons: 5
Coding region: 976-2451 (491 amino acids)
Biological process (GO): actin filament bundle assembly; cell migration; establishment or maintenance of cell polarity
Cellular component (GO): cytoplasm; actin cytoskeleton
Molecular function (GO): protein-macromolecule adaptor activity; actin filament binding
Source: RefSeq, a predicted model, not a curated record
GGGCACACGGGUAUGGUGGGGGCUGGCAGGACACAGGUCCUCUGGGCCCCAAGCCCAGUGACUACGUGCUGCCAUGGGGGAGCUGCCCAGAGGACUGUGUGCCAGCCUCCUGCACGUGUGAGUAUCAUCGUCCCCUGUAUACACGGCUUCACUGCUGCGUCCCAGCCAGGUCUCCAAUGGGGGCCCAUGGGAUCCUGGCCCUGUCAUUGGCCCCUUCAUGUCUAGCCCAUGGCCCAAGGCUACCACCAGGGAAGGCCAGGCCUUAGGGCUGGAGGCUGGGACAGGAGCAGAGGCCAGAGAGCCAGCUGGGGGUGGUCAGGACAAAGGCUGCAGGCUGCUGGGUGGGGGCCUUGCCGUGCUCCUGGCAGCAGGAAUCAGAGAAGUGGUAACUGGAUCCUGCUGGGGACCUGGCGGCCACCAAGGGUGGAGGGCUGCGAUCGGGUUGCGGCUGUGAGUUUUCCACCCGGCAGCUUCUUCUACAUUGGGAAAGUGCUGGGCUGCUGUGCUGUACUGGGGGUCUGCGUUGAGCGUCUGGGCCCCCAAGGUGGUGGGCAGGAAGGAGAGAGGCCAAGAGCUGUGGGGGCCCCAAGGAAGGGUUGGGCCCACACCAGGAGGACAAAGAGGGGUUCUCCUGCUCCCCAGCCCUGCAGUCCUGCUCCCCAGCCCUGCAGUGCAAUCCGGGAGCAGCUGAAAUCCAAGCUGGGGCAGUGAAAGGGGCCGAGGCUCCUAAGCCGGCUCGUCUCUGAUCCACCCUCCCCGCCCGCCCUCUGCUGCCCACUGCCCUGUGAGAGCCGCUCAGGCAGCUACGGCUGCUGCUCAGAGGCAGCAGCAGAGCAAGCAGCAGGUCCAUGACGCCAGCUGGAUCUGGAGGCUGCAGGCCAGCUACGCUGAGCUGGGCCUCUGGGGGGCCGCGGGUGCCCUGAGGACUUGGAGAGAGUUCUCUAGACCCUUGAGGGGACCUGGCCAGUUCCAAAGAUGCCGACCAAUGGGCUGCGUCAGGUGCUGAAGAUCCAGUUUGGCCUUGUCAAUGACACUGACCGCUACCUGACAGCCGAGAGCUUUGGCUUCAAGGUUAACGCCUCUGCACCCAGCCUUAAGAGGAAGCAGACGUGGGUGCUAGAGCCUGACCCGGGGCAGGGCGCAGCAGUGUUGUUCCGCAGCAGCCACCUAGGCCGAUACCUGUCUGCUGAAGAGGAUGGGCGCGUGUCCUGUGAGGCGGAGCAGCCGGGCCGAGACUGCCGCUUCCUGGUCCUGCCACAGCCUGAUGGGCGUUGGGCACUGCAGUCGGAGCCACACGGCCGCUUCUUCGGUGGCACCGAGGACCAACUUUCCUGCUUUGCCACAGCCAUCUCCCCGGCUGAGCUGUGGACUGUGCACCUGGCCCUGCACCCGCAGGCCCACCUGCUGAGUGUGAGCCGGCGGCGCUACGUCCACCUGUGCCCUCAGGAGGACGAGAUGGCAGCAGAUGGUGACAUGCCGUGGGGUGUGGAUGCCCUCCUCACCCUCAUCUUCCAGAGUCGACGCUACUGCCUCAAAACCUGUGACAGCCGCUACCUGUGCAGCGAUGGCCGCCUCGUCUGGGAGCCUGAGGCUCGUGCCUGCUACACACUCGAGUUCAAGGCAGGCAAGCUGGCCUUCAAGGACUGUGACGGCCGCUACCUGGCGCCCGUGGGGCCUGCUGGCACACUCAAGGCUGGCCGAAACACGCGGCCUGGCAAGGAUGAGCUCUUUGAUCUGGAGGAGAGUCACCCACAGGUGGUGCUGGUAGCAGCCAACCACCGCUAUGUCUCUGUGCGGCAAGGGGUCAACGUCUCAGCCAAUCAGGACGAAGAACUGGACCAUGAGACCUUCUUGAUGCAAAUUGAUCGGGAGACCAAGAAGUGUACCUUCUAUUGCAGCACUGGUGGCUACUGGACGCUGGUCACCCAUGGUGGCAUUCAGGCUACAGCCCCACAAGUCUCUGCCAACACCAUGUUUGAGAUGGAGUGGCGUGGCCGGAGGGUGGCACUCAGAGCCAGCAAUGGGCGCUACGUGUGUAUGAAGAAGAAUGGGCAGCUGGCGGCCAUCAGCGAUUUUGUGGGCAAGGACGAGGAGUUCACCCUCAAGCUUAUCAACCGGCCCAUCUUGGUGCUGCGUGGCCUGGAUGGCUUCGUCUGCCAGCGCCGUGGCUCCAACCAGCUGGACACCAACCGCUCUGUCUACGAUGUCUUCCACCUGAGCUUCAGCGAUGGCGCGUACCAGAUUCGAGGCCGCGGCGGGUUCUGGAACACCGGCAGCCACGGCAGCGUGUGCAGCGACGGUCAGGGCUCCGAGGACUUCCUCUUUGAGUUCCGCGAGCGCGGACGAGUGGCCAUCCGGGCUCGGAACGGCAAAUACCUACGCGGCGGCGCCUCGGGUCUGCUGCGUGCCGACGCCGACACGCCGACGGGGGCUGCACUCUGGGAGUACUGAGGUGUCCUGUUCGCAUUAAACCUUGUCUGUCACGCA